AUGCCUUCACAGCGCAAAAUGUUGGCCAGCAAGGUUAUUCGCGUCAUUACCACUUGCUUCGGCAGCAUCGAUUCCGGUCCAUCAGACGACGACAGUGUGGGUCUUCUCCCAUCCAAUUCCCCAACACCGUCCAAUCUAUCCAAACCAUCCCGUGCCUCAACACCAUCCAUACCUUCAAAACCAACCUCUCCUGAAGCCCUCUCCACCUAUGAUUCCGCAGUCAACAUCACUCUCGAGACCUCUCCUGUCCAUCUACGACCACCAACCUCCUUCCUCUCUCUCCCGCCGGAGAUCCGCAUUCUUAUAUAUGCCAUUCUCGUUGUCCCAAGCCGAGUCUACUUCUCCAAACCGAGCACUCAUGAAUACUUCCUCCCCUCCCCACGCUACGCAGACCUCUCCAGCACGCCGCCCCCUUCACUCGCCAUUUUCCGUACCUGCCGCAAAAUCCACGACGAAGCCGAACACGAGUAUGCUACGCGCAACACAUUCGUACUGCCCUCAUCAUGGGCCUUCCGACGUCCGAGCGAGCUAGACGCACGCCCUCUGAUGUCUGCGCGCGCAUGGUCAUCAGUGCGUAAGCUGAGCCUGAGCUUCGAUACGUCAGCCAUGGUGCUGGCGGAUGUGAUGCCUGAUACGACUGCAUCGAUGUGGGCGCGGCGAUGGAGGUCGGAUGGAACGGUGACGGGAAGGCUUUGGGCCGAGAGGAGCCGUGAGCUGCAUGCGACGCAUAAUCUCAUGACGACUUAUACGUUGAAUCGUUUAGUUGAUAAGAUGCGAGACCUGUAUGUGAUGAUUGGAGAUGAGGGGCUGAGGUAUUUGGAGGUGGAUGUGGCGAGUGCGUUCUGCCCGAUGGCGGAUCAUCGGUUGGUGGAGUUUGUGGUUCAAAAGGCAUUGCUCAAACAGAUCCGCGAGCAAGACGCUAGCGAAGACGAAACAGAGGCCUUCUAUAUCGCGGAUCUAGGCAGGGUUGAAGACGUAGUUCAGGAAUGGAGAGCUUCCAUGAAAUGUAACCCAGACUCAGGCUUACUACAGAAACUCGGCCGCCUCGGCGUGAACUUCGAUUGUGCAUCACUGAACGAAAUGCGCGAUAUAUACGCCUUGGAUGUUGCCUCAUCAAGGGUAGUAUUCACAAACCCCAUCAAGUCCGUAGCUUCGCUCAAGUAUGCGCGGACGUCGGGCGCCGAUCUGCUGGUUUUUGAUAAUAGUGAUGAACUAGUCAAAGUAAAGCAGCAUCAUCCAAAUGUCAGGCUCCUUCUACGUAUCACUGUCGACGACAGAGAAGCACUCGUGCGAUUCGGCGAUAAAUUCGGCGCGAAGAUGGCCGCAGCAGGCUUGUUGUUUGAGAAAGCCACCCAGCUUGGCCUCAACAUAGUAGGCACAUGUUUCCACAUUGGAAGCGGCUCUUCGAUCGAAAACGCGUACCGCAACGCAAUCACUGAAGCAGCCAAGAUCUUCCACAUCGCUGCGCGCCAUGGCCACAAAUUCACUAUUCUUGACAUCGGCGGCGGCUUCGUCAACGAAGGCUUUGCACAGACGAGUACUGAGAUUAACGUAGCGCUGCGAUCCUUUCAUGACACGUUUCCGGGCGUCCAGAUCAUCGCAGAGCCUGGCCGUCUAUUUGCACGUGACGCAUUCAUGGUUGUGGCGCAAGUCGUGGGACGGCGUGGGGCGGCGGAGUGCACGCAAUCAGAUUCUGGGCGCAGUCGACUUUAUCUGAACGAUGGUGUGUUUGGAAACUUCAUGAAUGCGGUAUAUGAGAAGCCGGGCUAUCAACCGAUUGCGCUGGUAAGGGGUGGAGUGGUGCAUGUGCAGAAGGGCGAGUUGGAAUGGCGGUAUUCGCUGUGGGGACCGACGUGUGAUUCACUUGAUUGUAUUGACAAAGGAGUGUCAUUCGAUCGCGAAAUCGAGAUGGGGGAUUGGUUGGUGUUUGACAAGAUGGGCGCAUACUCCAGCUGUUGCCAAACCAACUUCAACGGCUUCCAGGCAUCUACCAAGACGGUGUAUGUCUGA
Pseudovirgaria hyperparasitica is the source of this 2010-nucleotide messenger RNA. RefSeq lists its product as uncharacterized. NCBI's taxonomy places the organism in Eukaryota, Fungi, Ascomycota, Dothideomycetes, Acrospermales, Acrospermaceae. The record is from RefSeq and is a predicted model, not a curated record. The coding region runs from base 1 to 2010 and encodes 669 amino acids. The transcript has 5 exons. Gene Ontology annotation, cellular component: cytoplasm. Gene Ontology annotation, molecular function: ornithine decarboxylase activity.